This is a messenger RNA of Leptinotarsa decemlineata (Colorado potato beetle), 1374 nucleotides long. RefSeq lists its product as uncharacterized. NCBI's taxonomy places the organism in Eukaryota, Metazoa, Arthropoda, Insecta, Coleoptera, Chrysomelidae. The record is from RefSeq and is a predicted model, not a curated record.
AUGGGGAACAAGAGUUAUGCUCCUUCAGCGGGAUCACCAGUGGCGGUACAAACUGUUUUUGGGUAUGUUAUAAUGGGAAAAGUUCCAAUAUUUAACUCGGUUUCAGACUCGAAUGUAUUUUUCAAAUUGAAAGAAGAAUCAUCUCUGAAUGAACUUAUGACAAAAUUUUGGGUAAUUGAGCAAGUUCCAAAAAACACUGUACCGGAUGUUGAGGAAUUAGAAUGUGAUAAAAUGUACACUAGUACUUUCAACAGAGAUUCAGAAGGGAGAUUUACGGUAGCUCUUCCUUUUAAGAAUUCACCUAGUACACUGGGUGAUUCUAAAACUGGCGCUAUGACACGAUUGUAUUCCUUAGAAAGAAGAUUGACAAAAUUUCCUGAAUUGCGUUCAGGUUACAAUGAUAUUAUGAGAGAAUCCAUUAAACAAGGUCAUAUGCAUUGGGUAAGGGAUGCAUAUUUGAAAGCAGCGGAUACAACGUACUACAUUCCUAACCAUGCUAUUUUCGAACCUGAUAGUUCCAGCACCCCGAUUCGAAUAGUGCUGGAUGCUAGUGCAUCCUCCGAUAGUGAUAUUUCUUUGAGUGAUAUUCUAUAUGGAGGCCCGAAAUUGCAGACGAGCCUUCUUUGGCGUUUCAGUCCAGAAGAACCAGUUCAAGUGUACGAGUUCAAUCGGUUGGCAUUUUGGGUCAAGACAAGUCCUUACUUGGCUCUACGUACAGUCAAACAGGUGAUAAAAGAGGAUCGAUACAUGGAUGAUUUGGUGUGUAGUGUAUCUUCGGAAGAGGAAGCUCUGCGGCUAUAUUCAGAAUCGGUAGCAAUGUUUGCAGAAGGAAAGUUCUAUUUGACAAAGUGGUCUUCGAGUUCGUUGGAAUUGUUGGAGAAAAUCACCUGUGAAAAGAGGUUAUCACAGCCUGUGCUUUUUGAGACAGAAACAAAAAUAUUAGGAAUGUUCUGGAAUCCUGAAGUGGAUAGUUUUAGGUUUAAGUUUCCAGUUUCAGGAUCUAUCUGCACUAAACGUUUAAUCUUGUCCACAGUGGCGCGAUGUUAUGAUCCAGUAGGAUUGUUGGCACCAUUCAUUUUGUAUUUGAAACUUCUGAUAAAGGAGCUAUGGAAACUCAAAAUAGGUUGGGAUGACAUAGUCCCCUAUGAAGUUAUCCAGGAGAUUCAGUUUUCGCGUUACAUGGGAAUCGUGAGAACAUCUCCAAUAAUGUUAGUAGCUUUUGCGGAUGCCAGCAUGGAUGGAUAUGGAGCUGUGGGUUAUGUGCAAACAGUAACAGAAAACAGAGAAAUUGCUGUUAAUUUGUUAUGUGCGAAAUCCAAGGUUUCCCCCUUCAAGAUUGUUACAAUUCCUAGACUAGAGUUGUUGGAGCCUUAG